Messenger RNA from Pseudophryne corroboree (corroboree frog), 1472 nucleotides. Its product is annotated as serine protease 27-like. NCBI's taxonomy places the organism in Eukaryota, Metazoa, Chordata, Amphibia, Anura, Myobatrachidae. Gene Ontology annotation, biological process: proteolysis. The transcript has 3 exons. Gene Ontology annotation, molecular function: serine-type endopeptidase activity. The record is from RefSeq and is a predicted model, not a curated record. Bases 888 to 1472 code for a protein of 194 amino acids.
GUACUAGUCACAUACAUAACAGCUUGCUAACCAAGGGCCCGAUUCAGACCUGAACGCUGUUGUGCGAAAUCUUACACAGUGGACGAUUAGCGAAUGACUGCAUAUGCACCGCAAUGUGCAGGCGUGUCGCCGCACAGCGACAGGAUGGUGCGAAAAUUUUGAUUGCAAGGCGUUCGCAAGAUGAUUGACAGGAAGAGGACGUUUGUGGGUAGUAACUGGGAGUGUCAGGAAAAACGCAGGCAUUCCAAAGCGUUGUCAGGGCGUGUGUGUGACGUCAGCUCCGCCCCCGAUCAGCCUGAUGUAUCGCAGUGUAGGAGUAAGUCCUGGGCUGCGCACAGACUGGAAACAUCAUUCCAUGGUGAGUGAGUUGCGAACGGAUUUGCAGAUGUCCAGUGUCUGGCGGAAUUUUUGCAUGGCGUAUACACGAAUUUGCAGACUUCCAUGGACGGGUUUUCACUCUCUAUGGGCGGCAGCUAUCUGAGUGCAGACCGCUGCAAAACGCACAGCAGUCAUCAAGUCUGAAUCACAAACACAAGUGCAUACAUCAAAGGAACCCCCCCCCCCCUUUUGAAUCCUGCGUUUGCCCCCUGGACCCUGACCCUGUUUGCCUGACCACACACAUAUAAGGUGGCUACAGCAGGCCACGGUAGAGAUUCUCAGCUUGCUUCCUUGUAGGUAAGUGCUCCAGAAUUCUGACUUUGAUCCGUAUGCUGUUAACUUUCAUGAUAUUCACAAGCAAUUAAAUGACAAAUGAAAUGCAGAUUUAAUAGCAUAGGAAUGUCUAUGAAACUGCAAAGAGUAAAAAAGUAACUGCAGAACAGGAAGUCUUGGGCACAUAAAUGCAGUAGAUCGUCAAGGCACAGAGUGUUUCAGGACUCACCCACUACAUGAAGAACAUGAAGACUCUCCUGUGUAAACAAGGCAAUAUUUUCGCUGCAAUAACCAUGUUGCUAAUUAGUGCCCGCCCUUCAAUCUCUUCUACAACCACCUCAUCCCCUCAAGUAUGCGGUACCCCUGCGGUCUACAGUCGGAUAGUCGGCGGAACAGAUGCUGCGGAUGGGGAGUGGCCCUGGCAGAUCAGUCUGCAUUAUUUGGGGUCACAUAAUUGUGGGGGGUCGCUGAUCUCCAACCAGUGGGUGCUGACUGCGGCUCACUGCUUUAACCGCUUUAGUCCUCCAUCUGCUUAUUCUGUGUACCUGGGGAAAUACCGGCUGUCUGUGACGGACACUCAUACAACCAUUGCUGGUGUGGAGAGAAUUAUUACGCACCCCCUGUAUACAGGUACAGGGAGCAGAGGGGACAUCGCGCUGGUAAAACUGGACAGUCCCGUCACCUACACCAACUACAUUAUGCCAAUCUGUCUGCCCUCCGCCACAGUCACCUUCCCCUGUGGCAUGGAAUGUUGGGUGACCGGAUGGGGAAAUAUCUACCCUAAUGGUGAGAAAUGUUUUUGUUUAAAUCAUAUCAAGUAA